ACACGAGAAAAGCUUAUGCGGUGGGGUCCGGACAACGGGAGGAACAAGAAGGAGGGGAUCAUAGAACUGUACGAACGACAGACUGCAAUCCGUAGUGUUCACGCGAGUGCAGUUCCGAGGAGAGGUUCUCGCAUUGGCGGAGAUCAUCGAGAUUCGCAUCUGCGACUUAUUUGUACCGCUGCCUUGCGUUUCUCUCUGGAUCCGUCUCCUUCCGUCAAAGAAGUCGACGUUAUCCUUCACGACACACCCUUCGAAGAUCGACUGUACAAAGAAGAAAAAGCGAAAGGUCGUCGAGACAUGGCGGAAAUGAGAGCAUUCACGCGGAGCGAGAUCAAAAAAAGCGAUGAUAAGGACAAAGUCCUUUUCAUCUUGCACGACAAAGUAUACAACGUCCGCAGCUUUCUCAAUGAGCAUCCGGGUGGAGAGGAGAUCCUGUUGGAACACAAAGGCAUGGACGCUUCCGAAGACUUCGACGACGUCGGGCAUUCGAAAGACGCGAUGGAACUGAUGAAGACGUACCAGGUCGGCGUGAUCUCUGAUUCGGAAAGGAUGAACAAACUGCCGAAAAAAGGUUGGGUAUCGAAAUACUCGAAGGAAUCGGAAAAGAACGUUCAAGGAUCCAGCCUGCCUUUUUAUCUAUUCAUGGGUGGAAUCGCGCUCGUAGCGGUCCUCUUUUUUUACGUGUAUUAAUCGAUCCGCUAGAAUUAAUCCGGGAAAAUGCUGUGAAAGUGAGUGUGACGUGUGAUAGAGAAAGGUAGAUAUAGAACGAAAAAAUAUUCUUGUAUGUCUCUAAUGCCUCUGUGGUCUCCAGAAGCGUAUUUUAUAAUUAACUUCUUCGAGAGAAGUUUUAUUUUAUAUAGACAUCGAAUCGUCGUUAUAUAUGAGCAGUUAAUGUUCGGUCAACGUUAUAUUGUCAAUGUAAAAAGUUGUUAAUUCUAUCGGAAUGCGUGUGUUAAUUCUAUUGGAAUGAUUUUUAUAUACAGAAUAUAUAAAAUUAAGAUUAAUCACUAAGCUUAUAUUUAGAAACGUCAAUUUUAAAGCGAUUUUUUAAUGAAAAUUAGAGCAUGUUUCCACGGAUUAACUUUAAUCGUUAAAGCAAGCGAUUUUAUAUGAGUCACAAAACGAGUUUUAACCGGUGUUUAUCUAUGAUGUUAUUCUGCCUGUGUAUGCAAGUUGCAAAUUGCUUUAAUUCAAAGCAGCUUUUGCGUACGCGAACAACCUGACAAAUUAAUUUGGUUUUAAUUAAAACCAUUGGUAAUAUGUCAUCGAUGUGUUAAAA
Messenger RNA from Mycetomoellerius zeteki, 1279 nucleotides. RefSeq names its product cytochrome b5. The record is from RefSeq and is a predicted model, not a curated record. The transcript has 2 exons. NCBI's taxonomy places the organism in Eukaryota, Metazoa, Arthropoda, Insecta, Hymenoptera, Formicidae. The coding region runs from base 16 to 690 and encodes 224 amino acids. Gene Ontology annotation, molecular function: heme binding. Gene Ontology annotation, cellular component: membrane; intracellular membrane-bounded organelle.